AUGCAACCUGACGUCCUCGACGACCAUCAGUCAAAUCCGAUUCCAACCAACAGAUCAUCUCUCAUGAGCUCCUCUAUCUCCUCAAUGCCUGAUAUCCUCCACAGCCUAACUCCGUCUCAGACUUCGGACUCCUUCCUCUUCGAUCCUUCGGCUCCCCGUAACGUGUCCUACCGGGCAUGUGCACAAAACCUCUCUCCACCAGACCCGGCGUGGGCGCCCCCCUGUCCAAGCCCUUGGCAGUCAGACCUCUGGACGAUACCCUUCCCCUCGACCAGCGCUGCCCUCCAAGCCUCCCUUCCAAACGCGCUGGAACCGAGCGAGCUAUCAUACGGGCAGUGCAUCCUACAGAACCUCGCGAGCUCUCUCCCCGCCACCUACGCGGACAUCGCGCGAUGUUGGGACCGUCUGCCCGCUGCUGCUGCUGCUGCUGCUGCAAGCAUGGAAGAGGACCAGAGCAGCAUACGCCAGGUAUCAGGCACUUCUGACGUCAGAGUCACACUUGCUUGGACUGCAACGGACACCUCCUGCUUCUCCGCAGACGUCAAGCCCACUCCCGAUCAUUCCAGCCUGAGUGUGGCGGAGGGGCCGGGCCUUGAGGAGAACGAGGACGCGCCGGCGAUGCUGGACCAUGGGCUCAUCGACCGAUGGAGGGAGACAAUCAAACAAGUUGGCGAGGAGAAGGAUGGCAGUGAGGGCGUCGUGAUCGUCUUGGCGCGGAAGGGGAGGUCAGAAGCAGCAGCGAGGAAGCGAGUGGAGGUGACGUACGAGAUGCUGGCGAGUCAUUUCAACAAGAGUCUGGUAGAGACGUCGAGAAAGAUCGUAAGCUUGUUGCUGAUGUGCUCGAGUCUGGUACUGACAGGAGGACGACGAUGCUUGCAGGGGAUCGGCAAGUCUACUAUGAAGAUAGUGUGCAGGAGGCUGGGGAUCCACAAGUGGCCGUACAAGCACACGGGGAAGAGGCGCAGGCGAAGUCAGAUGACAGAAGAGCCGGUGAGUGGCCUCUGGGGGGGGGGGGGGGACGGCAAGGACUUGGCCAACUGA
This is a messenger RNA of Guillardia theta CCMP2712, 1041 nucleotides long. RefSeq lists its product as hypothetical. The transcript has a single exon. Lineage: Eukaryota; Cryptophyceae; Pyrenomonadales; Geminigeraceae. The record is from RefSeq and is a predicted model, not a curated record. Bases 1 to 1041 code for a protein of 346 amino acids.